CACCCCUUCCUUCCCUCCUCUAUAAUACUCUCUCACACCUUCCUUUACUCCUCUAUAAUACUCUCUCUCACCCCAUCCUUCCCUCCCUCCUCAGAAGUAAACUCAGAGUUCGUCCACAUUCCGUCCGUGCUCAAUGGCGUCAAAGGGAAGUCCCUCCUCCUCUCCGUGGAGACUCACUUUCAAAAUGAGGAUGUUGAGAUCCAGGGCAGCUGGUACCAGACCCGGCCGGGGGGCCCCAAAACCCUCCUGGUGACCUUCCACAACCAUUCAGCCAUCAUGGUGGCCUCCAUGAGACACAGGAGCCGCUUCUUUUUCCAGCCCCCCAACGCCUCUCUCCUGAUCCCCAGGCUGGACGAGGCGGCGGAGGGGGACUAUCACCUGGACCUGGAUAUUCACUUCCCCCAGAGACAGGAGCUCGUCAGGGUCGAGAGGACCAUCCAUGUCACUGUAGAUGUACCCGUGUCCACUCCUGUUAUCAGGAAGACCCCAUCUUCUACAGUUGUUGAGGACAAGGAGAACGUGACGUGGACCUGCUGGGUGGAGAACGGGACCAGGGUUCAGUACCAGUGGCUGAGGAACAACAUGCCCCUAGAUGCUAGUGAUCGCCAUCAGUUCUCACAGGAUAACUCUACUCUGGUGAUGAAUCCUGUGAGGAAGAAGGACAUUGGACAGUACCGCUGCCUGGCCAGGAACCACAUCAGCCAGAGACAGAGCCACACCCUGGACCUUAAUGUAUUCUAUGGUCCUUACAACCUGGCUGUAAAGUCUGACCAUGGCCUGAGGACCGGGGAGGUCUUCACAGUGAACCCUGGUGAGCUGGUGUUCUUCGACUGUCAGGCCGACUCCAACCCUCCCAACAGCUGUAUGUGGAUCUCUAAGACCAACAACGCCACUGAGGUCAUCACUGUGGGACUGCGCCUGGAGGUCACCUCAUACAAGCUGGCCCAGGCCGAGGAGUUCCUGUGCAGGGCGUAUAACAAUGUGACCCAGAAGCAGGAUGAGACCCAGUUCACCCUGGUGGUGGCCAGCCUGGGGACAGGAAAGGAGAGCUAUGUCCAGGAGAACAACUCAUUCUCUCCUCUGGCUGCCAUCACUCUGUCCUGUCUGUUCAUUACUGGCUGUAUGUUACUGGUCUACUUCAUAAAGACCUGUCAUCAUCCCAAGAGAGUUCUCAUGAACAUCUAUAACAGACCUUUGACAGAACCGAAGCGUCCACACUGUUCAGGUCAUGAGGAUGCAACUGAAGACUUUGGCAUCUAUGAGUUUGUCUCUAUACCUGGGAAAAUGGAAUCUACACAGGCAUCAAGCAGAUCUCUGGCACACCUAGAGUCUGUCCAGGAUUUGCAUACCACCAUCUAUGAUGUCAUUCGGCACAUCCCUGAAACUCCCACCCUGGCUAACCAAAGUCUGCUGUUGAAGCAGUGUGAAGCCUAAAGACCAGAAUAUUAUUAAAGAUACUUUCUGAGUCCCCAAGUGGAACCAUAUUCUCUGUAUAAUGCACUAUUUUUGACCAAAGCCCUAUUUCUAGAUAGGGAAUAGGGUGCCAUUUGGGACACAGUAAACAUUGUAAACAUUGUGUAAAUGAACUCCAGUGAGGUUUUCCUCCUGACAAGUGUACAUACCUUCACCAAAGUCCCAAUCACUUCUCUGAAAUCCCAUGGACAUUAUUCAUCAACGGAUGAAUCCAAAGAGCUUUAAUGUGUGAAUAAGAUAUACUGUAUUUUUCUCUUGUGCUAUUUCAAGCUCUCUCUCUCUGGAAGUGGGCAAGUGGGCAAGUAUGAAUGAAUUAUCACAUUGAAAGCAAGAUACUGUCUGAUGGCUGUGUUGUCAAACAUAAUUUUUUAGCAUGUAAAUACAUCUAUUCUACAGUGCAUGCAAUUACUUUCUUUUUUCCCCCCAAGAAAUUACAUUUUGUUUUACUGAAUAAGUCCUAUUUAUUCCCAAGUAAACAGAUGAUGGUCCUCUCUUUCUGAUGUAGCAUUUUUUAUCUUGACAUUGUCAAAUACACUCCAUCGGAGGUUGAAAUGCCAGGUGUGCUGUUGCCUGUCUGCAAAGUAUCGUACAGUUUCCUGAUACAGAUAUGUGCUUUUUGGAUUUUAAUAAAGAUUUAUAACAAUUUGA
Molecule: messenger RNA, 2121 nt
Organism: Oncorhynchus tshawytscha (Chinook salmon)
Lineage: Eukaryota; Metazoa; Chordata; Actinopteri; Salmoniformes; Salmonidae
Product: HEPACAM family member 2
Exons: 8
Coding region: 277-1434 (385 amino acids)
Source: RefSeq, a predicted model, not a curated record